AUGGAGUCUAAACUGAGGCAAGCUGAAGAGAAUCUACAUGCCAUAGAUCUAAUUGCUGAGAGUAGAGACCUGGAUGAGGUUAAAGGUAGAAGGAGAAGAGAGGAACCUGCUGAGGUCAAACAAGUUGUGUAUGAUCACUUCAGGUUAAGUUUCUCCGAGUACUGGAAGUAUAGACCCAAGCUUUUGGGCCCGUUUAACGUCAUUGCACAAAGCCAGCAUUUUUAUUGUUUGGAUGUGGAAUUUUCUAAACAUGAAAUUUGGGCGGCGGUGGCAGGCUGUGAUGGGAAUAAGGCACCGGGGUCGAAUGGGUUUUACACGACUUGCUAUCAAAAAGGGUGGAAAUUUAUGAAAACUGAUAUCAUCACUUUUGUAAAGGAAUUUUUUGCUAACAGCAGUUUGGUUGGGGGUUUAAAUAGCUCAUUUAUUACCUUGGUCCCUAAAAAAGACGAUCCUAUUGGUAAUGCUCAAGCUGCAUUUCUAGGGGGUAGGAAUAUACUGGGUGGUAUAUUGAUAGCCAAUAAGGUGGUGGAUUGGUGGAAAAAAUCAAGAAGAAAGGGCCUGGCACUAAAGUUGGAUUUCCAAAAAGUAUAUGAUACAGUCAAUUGGAACUAUCUUUUCCAAAUGCUAUCAAAUUUUGGGUUUAGUGCUAAGUGGGUGAAUUGGAUUUGUUCCUGUCUUUCCUUAGCAAAAAUCUCUAUGUUGGUCAAUGGUUCACCCACUCUUGAAUUUUUCCCUCAAAAAGGGCUUAAGCAAAGUGAUCCCCUAUCACCUUUAUUAUUUAAUGUGCUGGCUGAGGGCUUAAACCUACUUCUUGCAAGAGCAAAAGGGCUGGGUUUGAUCAAAGGUGUAAUCAUUGGGUCAAAUGCCAUAAACAUCUCGCAUCUCCAAUUCGCGGAUAACACAAUUAUCUUCUGUGAAGCUGAGUGGUCUGAAGUGCUAACUGUGAAGAGAAUACUUCGAUGCUUUGAGGAUCUGGGUUGA
Molecule: messenger RNA, 981 nt
Organism: Camellia sinensis
Lineage: Eukaryota; Viridiplantae; Streptophyta; Magnoliopsida; Ericales; Theaceae
Source: RefSeq, a predicted model, not a curated record